UCUCUUCUACGGCUGCGUUUCGAUUUCUGAAACUUGCGGCCUCAACGUCUUUUGCUCCAACCGAGGAUCCCCUCCUGCGCCAGCUCGCAGACCCUUUAUCACUAUAUCCAGCAUGGCUGAUACCAUGCGCGACGAGGAGAAGGGCCACCGCGCCGCUCCAGCCGUAGAAUCGGUCUCGUCUCCCUCGGAAACCGGGAAAGAAAUGGCCUCCUACCCUUCUUCAGGGAAUGCCUGGACGAGGCUCAACGCUCGUAUUCAAUCCAUCAAAUUCCUCGAAAGCCGCGGUAUUGAGCGUGUCCCAGAGUCUGAGCGCCACGCUGCCUCAGCAUCCAAUUACAUGCAAAUGGCUUUGCUUUGGUUUAGUACCAACAUCACCGCUAACAACAUCGCAAUCGGAAUGUAUGGGCCUCUGGACUAUUCUCUGAGUUUCGUUGACUCGGCGCUCUGUGCGGUGUUUGGUGCUUUCCUUGGUGCAGCAGGUGUGGCGUAUAUGGGAACUUUUGGACCGCAGAGUGGUAAUCGAACUAUGGUCGUCGCAAGAUAUUUCAUGGGCUACUACCCGAGUAAGAUCGCUUGUCUUUUGAACAUUAUCAUCAUGUUGGGCUAUGGAAUGAUCGACUGCCUCGUGGGUGGCCAGGUGCUGUCCGCGGUUGCUGAUGGUGGGUUGACGGUGGUGGUGGGAAUCAUCAUUAUUGCCAUCAUCACGUGGAUCGUUGUGGUCUUUGGUAUGGCGCCUUUCCACGUGUACGAGCGAUGGGCCUGGGUGCCUCAACUCAUCGCCAUCUUCGUCUUGGUCGGCAGUGCCGGCCCGAAAUUCGACACCAACAUCAAGACUACUGGCGACCCCCAGACCGUCAACGCCAACCGUCUCACCUUCUUCUCGCUCUGUCUCUCCAGCUCCAUUGCCUGGGCCCCUGCUGGCGCUGAUUUCUUUGUCUACUUCCCUCCCACCACCUCGAAAUGGAAGACCUUCACCCUGACCCUGUUCGGUGUCGGCCUUGCCCUCUCUUUUGCCAACCUUAUGGGCGUCGGCCUCGCCAGUGGCACGCUAACGAACCCAUCCUGGGCGGAGGCCUACGACACUUCUGCUGGAGCUCUCAUCAUCGCUGGAUAUGACGGUCUCGGCGGAUUUGGCAAGUUCCUGGGCGUUCUCGUCGCCCUGGGUCUGAUUGCCAACAACAUUCCUGGAACCUACUCUGCCACCCUGGGCUUCCAGAUCAUGGGCCGUCACCUUGGCAGCCUUCCCAGAUGGUUCCUCUCCUGUAUUUGUGUGAUCAUCUACACUGCUUGCGCCCUGGGUGGCCGGAACCACCUCUACGAUAUCUUCGAGAACUUCCUUGCCCUGAUGGGCUACUGGGUGACCAUCUAUUUGACCAUCGCUUUGGAGGAACACCUCAUUUUCCGCCGCACCCGUGGUUUCGACUGGGAUGUCUGGGCCGACCGGUCCAAGUUGCCCCUGGGUCUUGCUGCUCUGGCUGCGUUCCUGAUCGGCUGGGCGGGUGCGAUCGUCUGCAUGGACCAAAUAUGGUAUGUUGGUCCGAUUGCCAGGAUGGUUGGUUCGGACGGCGCGGACCUGGGUAUCUGGGUGGGUGUGUCUUGGGCGAUGCUGGUGUUCCCGCCUCUGCGCUGGUUGGAGCUGCAGAAGAUUGGUCGGUAAAUGAACUUUGCAUUGUCCCGGAGAAAAAUAAAAAGAAUAGAGGUUAUGGGAAGCCUGUGUCCUUAUGUUUGAGACAUGAGGGACGAUAA
Molecule: messenger RNA, 1746 nt
Organism: Aspergillus neoniger CBS 115656
Lineage: Eukaryota; Fungi; Ascomycota; Eurotiomycetes; Eurotiales; Aspergillaceae
Product: purine-cytosine permease family protein
Exons: 2
Coding region: 113-1657 (514 amino acids)
Biological process (GO): transmembrane transport
Cellular component (GO): fungal-type vacuole membrane; plasma membrane
Molecular function (GO): transmembrane transporter activity
Source: RefSeq, a predicted model, not a curated record